AUCUCUCUAUCAGAAAGAAAGAAUCGUGUAGCAUUGGGUUCUUUCAACUUGUUUUGCUAGCUCCCACAUGUCCACGAGCUGGCAGCUCACCUGGAUCGUGCAUAUUCUACUGCACCACACAGGAAUUUCACUUCGUCCUAGAUCUGGCACACCCACCGAGGCGUCCGGCGUCGUGCGAAUUUUGAGGAGCUAGCUAGCUGCGACUGCGAGGGUGAUGGGCGGCGCCGGCGCAGAGGACGUGGAGGCGGUGGUCGUGGGCGCCGGGAUCGCGGGGCUCGCCACCGCGCUAGCGCUGCGGCGCGCGGGCGUCGCGCGGGACGUCGGCGGCGGCGGUGUCGUGGUGCUGGAGCGGCACGCCGAGCUGCGCGCCGCGGGCGCCGCGCUCACCAUCUUCCCCAACGGCUGGUUCGCGCUCCGCGCGCUCGGCGUCGCGCGCAAGCUCACCCCUCGCUACGAACCCUACGAAACGUCCGUGGUGACCAACCUCGAGUCCGGAGCGACGCAGGUGUUUCUCUUCGGUGGGCACAAGAGCAGGAGCGGCGAGGUCAGGGUGAGGCCGGUGCACCGCAGGGCGCUGCUGGAGGCGAUGGCGGAGGAGCUGCCGCCGGGGACCAUCCGGUUCUCGUCCAGGCUCACCUCCAUCAGCACCGAGCCUGCCGCCGAUGGCUCGUCGCCGGAGCUCGCCGUCGUGAGGCUAGACGACGGCAGCGUGAUCCGGUCCAAGGUGCUGAUCGGGUGCGACGGCGUGAACUCGGUGGUGGCGCGGUGGCUGGGCCUCUCGGAGCCGGCCAGCUCCGGCCGCUCCUGCGUCCGCGGCCUCGCCGUGUACCCCGGCGGCCACUCCGUGAAGAAGGAGCUCAGGCAGUUCCUCUCCCACGGCCUCCGGGCCGGCAUGGUGCCCAUCAGCGACACCGACAUCUACUGGUUCGUCGUCAACAACACCAUCCCCGCAGAGAAAGAGGCCGGUGGCGAUCCCGAGAUGAUCCUGCGCGAGGUGACCGACAACCUGGGGAGGCACCUGCCGGAGGAAUUCCUCGACGUGGUUCGCCACUCGGACCGGGACAACCUCACGUGGGCCCCGCUGCUGUACCGGGCCCCGUGGGCCAUACUGACGGGCCGGGCCGCGCGCGGGCCCGUCACCGUGGCCGGCGACGCGUUCCACCCCAUGACCCCCGACAUGGCGCAGGGCGGGUGCGCCGCGCUGGAGGACGCCGUCGUGCUCGCCCGCGCGCUGUCGCGGCGCGCCGGCGCCGCGGCCGACGGCGUGGCCGCCUACGUGGCCGAGCGCCGGGGCCGCGCGGCCUGGAUCGUCGCCGGCGCGUACCUGUCCGGCUACGUCCAGCAGGGGAGCACCAGCGGCCCCGGCGUCCGCGCCUACGCCGUCAAGCUGUUCCGCGACUGGAUCUUCUACAGGUUCAUCUUCCCUUUGCUCGCCGACACCAUGUGGUUCAACUGCGGCGACCUCACGGCCCCGGCGCCGCCGACGCCGCGCGACGCCGAGGAGGAAGCCGGCAAGAAGAGCCACGCACACUAUCAGUAGUACACUUGACUACUCUAGUACAAUCACUGCAGGUGGAGCCGGAUCAUCAGCAAAGCCAUGCCAUGUGUUGAUAACUUUGAUGGUCGCUAAUUGCAGAAGUUAACCGUGGCACCAUCAAUCUAUUUCAGGUGUACAACGUGAUGAAUAAGUUUGUUGUGUUUGGGAAGUGAGGUUAGAUGAGAUGCAGAUGUGAUGUCACCGCAGUGAGCUACAUCUGCAAGCCUCUAAAUUUGUUGGGGAUAGCUUGAUUGUUCGUGAGAUCAGCCAAAGAUGCUCCUCCUCCUGUGCAAGCAAGAGCAGUGCAUUUCCAAUGUGGCAACAAAGUGUCACCUGAAAUACCAGAAAUAAUAUAUUUUUUUAAAAAAAGGAGAGGAUGGAAUCCACUAGCUUAGGUUUUCUAUUUGCUUAGGUUUUCUAUUUGCAAAACCGGACUUUUACACUAGUAGCCCAUAGAUUUAUGAUUUAGUGGUACUACUACUGCAUAAUUUUCUCUGUGGCUUGCAACAAAACGUUGCCUUCAGUGUCAUUCAAUAUUUAAUCUGGA
Molecule: messenger RNA, 2084 nt
Organism: Oryza brachyantha (malo sina)
Lineage: Eukaryota; Viridiplantae; Streptophyta; Magnoliopsida; Poales; Poaceae
Product: monooxygenase 3-like
Exons: 4
Coding region: 215-1540 (441 amino acids)
Molecular function (GO): FAD binding
Source: RefSeq, a predicted model, not a curated record